AUGGGGGAGACCUCCCCCUUGCGCAAGGCUGACCUCCUCUGCACCAUGCCGGACGACGACGACGAGACCGAUGACCUCCAGAGGGGGGAGCCUCCCGUGAUCCCGACGAGGGGCAGGUCGGCGUUGGUUUCCCGAGAUGACGCUCCUGUUCUGACGCCGUCUGGGGCUGCUUCUAGCCUGUCUGCUGCUCCUUCCUCUGCCCCUGGAGCCCGUGCGCCCGUGCCCCAGGCUGGGAGGCUCUCGGGCUUCAAGCUAAGCAAGAGGAGGGUGGACUACACCGCGGUGGACCCGCCGACGCCUGCGGCAAAGAAGAGGAAGGAGGAGGCGGUGGUGCUGCUCGGGACCAGCCUGCCUGCUCCGGCCGCGUCUCCCUCCGUGGAGAAAGGCAGCGUUGGUGCUCAUGUCACUCCAGCUCGGUCGUCCACGCGAGGCCUGGGGGAGAAUCCUCGGGAGGAGUCAGCCCCCGUGGCCCCACUGGCUCCGGAGGCACCGGCGUCCGGCUCGGCUGCUGAGGUCUCCAAGGUUCAGGAGCCCCCAGUCUCCCAGGCUAUGGUGAUGAUACCUUCUCCUCCUUCUCCAGCUGCACUGCUGAUUCCAGGUCCUUCCGCCUCCCGUGACGUCUUGGAGCGCGCUCUUUCUGAGAUGACCCGGCUGCGAGAAGACCUUCAGGGCGCUGACCCUCACUUGGUGGCUGGGCGCCUGGAGCUAGUCUCUGGCUGGCUCCAUCCUGAUGUGUCCGUUCAGGCGGCGCUGAGCCAGUCCACGACGACCUCCGAGAGAGAGAAGCAGGCCGCCGUCCAAGCGGCGGCUGCUCGCGAGGCGGCGCUGAAGGACGUCGAGGCCGCCCAGGAUCGCUGCCGGGUGCUGGAAGCCGAGCUGAAGACCCUGCGCAACGAGCAUGCAGAAGAAGCCCGUAGCCGCAAGGCGGAGGAGGAGGAGAUGAAGGCUCGGGAAGAUGCUAUCAAGGGUCGCGAUGCCGAGCUGGAGCAGUCAGCGAAGGCGCAGGCCACUGAGCGCGGCCGGCUGGAGGAGCUGGAGCGGAAGGUGAAGGCGGAGAAAGCCAAACUUGACGUCAAGGCGAAGGUUCUGGCCGAGGACCGCGCGACCUUCGCGGUCCUCGAGGAGAGGUCUCGCGUGGCGCUUGAGGAAGUCGUGAGCGGCCUCAGCCCCAUGGCGGAGGAAGAGGCUCAUGUCCUUUCUUCAGCUGCGCUGACGCGCGUCUUCAGCCACCUCCAUCUUUGCUAUCCUACCGCCCGCCUUGACGAGCUGCUGGAGCCUGUGGACGACGAACACUGCACAGCCGCUGCCGCAACCAUGAAUGGUCAGGUGGAGGCCCCGCUAAAGAAGUUCCGCGCCUUCGCUCCCGCGCCUUCGACCGGCGGUGCCACUAAUCCUGCAGCUCCGGCAGGUGGCAUGGGUGAAGGCGACGCCACCAAGGAAGGAGCGCCUCUUGCGGGUGCCGGCUGUGUCCAGGGAUGA
Messenger RNA from Aegilops tauschii subsp. strangulata, 1479 nucleotides. The record is from RefSeq and is a predicted model, not a curated record. NCBI's taxonomy places the organism in Eukaryota, Viridiplantae, Streptophyta, Magnoliopsida, Poales, Poaceae.